Messenger RNA from Lactuca sativa (garden lettuce), 734 nucleotides. RefSeq names its product cAMP-regulated phosphoprotein 19-related protein. The record is from RefSeq and is a predicted model, not a curated record. Gene Ontology annotation, cellular component: cytoplasm. Gene Ontology annotation, molecular function: protein phosphatase inhibitor activity. Lineage: Eukaryota; Viridiplantae; Streptophyta; Magnoliopsida; Asterales; Asteraceae.
GGGGCGGAUCUUCUUCAAUAUUCGUUCCCCUCUCCCCUCCACGUUGACGGACACAACUUUAUGGUAUCUCUCCCUAAUCGACGGUAGUCGGAAACUGGCUUCAACUCCUCCGCAUCUUUGUUUGAUCGCGGUUGAUUUCUUUCAUCUGAAUCAUCGGCGAUAUCGCUUCAAUUAACAGGUGAAUCUUGUGUACACUUGCUAGUGUAAAGACCAAAUGGACGAGACAUCUAAAGCUUCAUCAGGGAAGGAGGAAGAAGUCAUCAAGAAGAAGUAUGGAGGCAUUGUGCCAAAAAAGCCCCCACUCAUUUCCAAGGAUCAUGAACGGGCUUAUUUUGAUUCAGCUGAUUGGGCUCUCGGAAAGCAAGGUGUAGAGAAGCCCAAAGGACCUCUCGAGGCACUUCGGCCUAAACUACAGCCAACUCAACAACAAACAAGAUAUAGGAAAUCUCCUUGUGCACCAACAGAUGGAGAAGAUGGAAACAGUACGCCAGCCUCGGAUGAUGGGUCUAUGAAUGAAUGAGAAAGUGAUGUUGAAUGUUGAUCUUCUCUCUCCCUUUUUCAUUUCAUGAAACAAUAGCUACAAACAUAUUGUGAUACAAGUAUGCAACUUGCAUUCUUUUUUUUUCUAAGUGUUUUUUUUUUUUUUUUUUCUUUUCAACUUUAAUCCAUGUUUGAACUAGCUUUCCAUUGGGAUCUAUGAACUGUGCUGCUGGUAAAUGACUCUUUUGCUUUAA